UACCAAGAAGGACACUAAUUUCGUUAAUGAAGUUAUAAAACUCGACUCUAAAGAUUUUGGAUUUCGGUAUUUUUACAUAUGCUUCAAUAGCUUCAUUCUGCAAUUUGUUUCGUUACUAGUAUUAAAUAACUAUUUACAAGUUAGAUGGAUAGCUUUGUCACACGUAGACCGAGAAGUCCACGGGAUAAAAAGCCCACCAAACGAAAAGAAUCAAAAUUAAAACAAGUUACCAUUGAGUCACUUUCAAGAGUAGUUGUUAUAGAAGACAUUCUACAUUUAAAAUCAGCAUUAGAAAACCAUAAGGAUGAUGUAUUUGAAGAUAAACUAUUAGAAAUUUUACAAAAACUAAAGUCUAUGAACCCAUCAACAAAAGUAUUAAAGGACACAAAGAUUGGUCAAUCUGUGAAUAAGCUUCGGAAAUCAGAACAUAAAUCAGUUAAAGAAUUAGCAAGAUGUAUUGUAAGAAGUUGGAAGAGAAUAGUUAUAGAGGAAAACACUAAAAGGGAAUGUGUUGAUGUACAAUGUGAUGCCAAGACUGAAAUAUUGAGAUGUAAAGCAAGGAAAUUGAUCAGUGAUGGUUUAAAUACCACUUUAACUGACCCUACGACGGAAGUGCUUGAGAAAAGGUUAUUCGAAAAAUGCGAACGGAGGGUUGACAACAGAUACAAACGGAGUGUGCGUUCAAUUGUUUUUUGUAUAAAAAGUGACAAAAAUGUACAAAAGAACGUUAGACAGGGGACAAUGACACCUGACCAUAUCCUUUCAAAAUGUCUAUACACAGAAAGUAAAAAGUAACAUAACAAUUAUGAACUUCUAUAUGUAGUUCUAUAACGAUUUACCAGAACGAUGUGUUUCAAGCAAAAGAACUGAAAAAAAAUGAUAAGAACUGAACAAAUUGAUAAGCUAUGUUUCGUGAUCUGUGAUCGUUUUUAGCGUGGUUUCAGUUUUGAAUUUUUGUUCGCAAUCGUUGUGCAGGACAUAGUUGUGACCAGGCCCACCUGUCCCGAUGAUAGAUCGUGAAGAGAAACGACUAUAAUCUUGUAAUAAAAAUUAUGUAAUUCAAUUUUAUUAAA
Molecule: messenger RNA, 1073 nt
Organism: Dendronephthya gigantea
Lineage: Eukaryota; Metazoa; Cnidaria; Anthozoa; Malacalcyonacea; Nephtheidae
Product: transcription elongation factor A N-terminal and central domain-containing protein 2-like
Exons: 3
Coding region: 145-795 (216 amino acids)
Biological process (GO): DNA-templated transcription
Cellular component (GO): nucleus
Source: RefSeq, a predicted model, not a curated record